CAAUAUAUAUAUAUAUAUAUAAUAGAUCAUCCCGUAAUAAGUUCAUAACAAUAACAUCAAGUGGAAUAGGCUGGUUGCGCGUAAAGCAAAUAUGAAGUCCCAAUACUUUAAAACAGUUAUCUUUUGGGGAUUAUUCUCGAUUUUGAAACAAGUGACAUCCCUGCCAAACACUAGCACCUGCCAAGGACAAGAUGUUGACAUUGUAUUUAUCUUGGAUUCUUCGGCUAGUAUAUGGCCGCCAUAUUUAAAAAACAACUGGCAUUCGUGAAAUAUUUGACUGAUAAUUUUGAUAUAGGACUCGGAAAUAAUCAAAUAAGAGUUGGUGUUUUGUCUUUUAGUAGCUGGCCUAGUAUCAAUAUCUACCUAAAGGAAUCGACUGAUCGUGAAAGCAUCCAGAGAAAAAUUGAAGUUAUAAAACAUCAGCAAGGAGAUAUGACCAACACAGAUGCUGCUUUAAAUAUGCUCGCAGACACUAUGUUUAAACCCGAAUAUGGUGGUAGAAAAAAUGCUGAGCAUUUAGCAAUCCUGCUAACCGACGGAGUGUCUUACAAUCCCAAAGCCACACAAGCCGCUGCAAAAAGAUGUCAUGAUGCCAAUAUCAAGAUAAUUGCUAUCGGAAUUGGUGACAAAAUUAACAGUGAAGAACUGAGAGAUAUUGCUAGUGAACCAAAGAGCCGGAAUUUUCUCUUUUCAGCAGAUUUCACUGCCCUGAAUCGUAUAGAAUCCGAUGUUAUCCAAAGAACAUGUCAAGAAGUUAUUACAACAGCAAGUACAACAACUACUUCAACGCUUGCAAGCACAACAACAGCAAGUACGACAACACCAAGCACAACAACAGCAAGCACGACAACAGCAAGCACGACAACACCAAGCACAACGACAGCAAGCACAACAACUACUUCAACUACAGCAACCACAAAGAUAUCAUUAUUUACAACAAGUUCUGCUUUGGAAACAACGCGAUCUCAAAUCCAGUCUGAACAAAGAGAAUGCAAGAAUAAAGUUGCUGAUAUUUGGUUCCUUCUUGAUUCUUCGUCAAGUAUCACAGCAGACAAUUUUGGCAAACAAAAGAACAUAAUUGAAAAUAUGGUUGGUAUGCUAGAUAUACAUGCCUUAAAAACCCGUGUGGCUAUAUCGACGUUUAACCAUGAAUAUCAGUCAAUUGUAAUGUUUGGCGACACCAACGACAAGCAAGAAGUCAUUAAAAAAAUUGAGGCAAUUGAGUACGUGGGAGGCGGAACUAAAACUGGUAACGCUUUGAAAAAGGUGAGGACUGAGCUAUUCUCAUCUGGGACAUGGAGACCAAAAGCUGAUCACAUAAUUAUCGUAUUUACAGAUGGUAGGUCAAGCGAUUAUAAAGAGACCAAAGCUGAAGCUGAGCUACUCAAGAAAUUAAAUAUAAAGAUAUUUGCUGUUGGCAUUGGUAGCUCAGUUGAUCAGAUUGAACUGGAAGAUAUUGCUAGUAAACCAUUUAACUCUUUCGUACACAACUUUGAAAGCUUUGAUGUUCUCUUGAAUGAAUAUGGAAUUCUUACACGUAUUGCAUGCAACGCAUCAACUGAGUUAUUGCCCGCAGAUGAAGAUGCAUGUCAGAGGACCAUACCAACGGAUGUCAUGUUCAUGGUCGGUAACAAUCAGUUUGGUAGUCACAGGACUCAAAUUAUCUUCGAGGGUAUAAAAGCGGCAAUGAAGAAAGUCAAUAGUGGAAAAAAGUUUCGAUUUGGAACAGUAUUUGAAGACUGUCUGCCUAACCAAGAUGUUAGAGUCGGAAUAACUGGAGAGAAAGAAAUCAUAAAGAAAACUACCAACUUCAUACACGGUGAUUUUACAUCUCUUUUCCGCAAACUGAAUUUUAAUAAUUUCUUGCCAAACUCAAACUAUUUUACGCGGCAUUUCGGAAUGCUAUUUAUCGACCGUACUGUGAAUUUGAACAAUCCAGAAAUAACUACUGAAAUCCAAAGAAUUUUGGUAGAUGAUAUGCUUUUAUUUUAUAUUGUAAUCGGAGAUGGUGUGAAUAUGUCUAAAAUUCCUGGCAUAGCACCUAAGAUGAUUAUCAAAAUACCUUCCUAUGAAGCCUUAGUUACAACUUUUCCAGUAUUGCUUUCAGAUACAAUAUGCAAAGCAGCAGAAAGCUCAGGCGGCAGACCAGAUAUUUCAUAAUUUCGUUUCUUUUAUGUGGAAGUAAGAUUUAUUGAAUAAAAUUCAUUUAAAAAAAUAAAUAAACGUAACUUAUUGGAAACAUUCCAGACACUUAUUCAGUGUAAACCUUUGACUAUCAUUCACAAAAUACAGGCCGUCAUAUCCCCGAGGACAAAAUCUACAAGAGUUCACUCUUCAAUUUAUUUAAUAAAAAGAGAUUUUCUUUGUGCCUUAAUUUUUUCAAACAGAAGUGCCAUUAAUGGAAAACCUUCCAUAAUGAAACCAUCAACAACUGAAUGAUUGAUAGUUAUAUUCAGAAUAGAAAUAGAAUAUUUUGAUUUGAUAAAAUUGACUGAUAAUUAUUUAUAACUCAGGAAUAAAACGUUUAUCUUCAGUUUUGAA
Octopus sinensis (East Asian common octopus) is the source of this 2541-nucleotide messenger RNA. Its product is annotated as collagen alpha-5(VI) chain. The record is from RefSeq and is a predicted model, not a curated record. The transcript has 7 exons. Bases 232 to 2160 code for a protein of 642 amino acids. NCBI's taxonomy places the organism in Eukaryota, Metazoa, Mollusca, Cephalopoda, Octopoda, Octopodidae.